GUACUUACUCUUUUGCUAAUCCAAUACAAAAAAUAAUUUUUUUACAUCUCAAAAACUCAAGCCCAUUAAGUUGAGCUCCUUAAAUUUUUCAGUUUUAAAAUUGAGGUCAGAACAACUUUUACAAGGACAAUUCGAUCAUGAAAGGGUAGGAAUUAGUUCUGAACAUGCGAUGGAGGGCUGUCUCUGUUUAGAUCGAAUUUAGACCAGAAAGAGCAUCUGAAAUCUUUUUAUGAGGCAUGCAGAUAAAAUAUAGAUUUGAAUGUAUCUUUUAAUGGUUGAUAUUUCAUUUAUUAUAAAAUAUAUAUGGUACAUUAAUUUUGCAUGCUUAAUAUAAAUUAAAAAUAGAAUCAUAGAUGAACAAAAAAUCACUCACACACCAUAUCGAUGAUACAACCUUCAAUCCAAGAAUAAAUUCCGUUGUUAUAUAUAUAUAUAUAUAUAUCAUAAUUUGCUAUCGAUGUUUUCAUUUACAACAUAUAUAUGUAUAAUUAAUUAGCACAUUUGUCUACAAUAAUCGAAUGGUUAAAAGUUGGGGCAACCAAAGUGAUGGAUAGCGAAGGCAAUACAUAAUGGCCAAUGAGCUCCCAGACGUAACAAAGUCAAUGAGUGGUCGUCGAUUUCCACAGAAAUGGUCAAUGUCCCUAAAAAUAAAACCUUAAACCAUCUAUAAGAACCAAAAGUUCUAGAAAUGGCUCCGAACAACACCAUAUCGUUCACAAUACCAUUCCCACAAACACAGUUCUCUUUCUCGUUGUUCAUGUCACGUAAUCGUUGAGUUCCAAUAAAAUAAUUUCAAAGACAAAAAUAUUAUAUACAAGAAAAUGGAAAGUAAAGUACUUGUCUCCGCCGUUUCUCUGAUUCUCGUAGUGGGUGUUGCUCUGGGCGUUGUUGCUCUUGUCCGCACCAGCCCAAGCGGCGACGAAAACAACCACGAUUUGAACACUCACUCCAAGGCUGUUGCAGCGGUAUGCCAAAACACCGAUGACCACCAGCUCUGCACCGACACACUCGGCAAUGUCAACACCUCAGACCCAACCGAUUACAUCAAAACCGUUGUGCAAACCUCCAUGGACAGCGUCAUCAAGGCCUUCAACAUGAGCGACAAGCUCACCGUCGAAAACAACCAGAGCAACAAUACCGUCAAAAUGGCCCUCGAAGACUGCAAAGACUUGUUACAGUUCGCCAUCGACGAAUUACAGGCCUCAAACAUCCUAGUUAACGACAACAACAUUAACAACGUUAACGACCGUGCCACAGACCUCAAAAACUGGUUGGGCGCUGUGAUUGCGUACCAGCAAUCGUGCCUUGAUGGGUUCGACACGGACGGUGAGAAAAAGGUGCAGUCACAGUUACAAACGGGUAGUUUAGACAACGUUGGAAAACUAACUGCGUUAGCACUUGAUGUGGUGUCGGGUAUAUCGCAAAUAUUGUCUGCUUUCAACUUGACUUUGAGUUCGAAACCUUCCUCUCGUCGGCUUCUUGAAGUGGAUCAUGAUGGGUAUCCUUCUUGGAUGGCCGGUUCUGAUCGCAAGCUCUUGGCUGCUAUGAAUAAAGGAGAUUCCGUCACACCUAAUGCAGUGGUUGCCAAAGAUGGUAGUGGCCAAUAUAAGACUGUUUUGGAUGCUAUCAAUGCUUAUCCCAAGAACCAUCAAGGUAGAUUCGUUAUUUACGUUAAGGCUGGUACCUAUGAUGAGUACAUUACCGUUGACAAGAAGAAGCCUAAUAUUCUAAUAUACGGUGAUGGCCCCACAAAGACCAUUAUCACUGGAAGUAAAAAUUUUAUCGAUGGUUGGAAGACAAUGAGAUCUGCUACCUUCGCCACCGUUGCUGAAAAUUUCAUUGCAAAGUCAAUGGCAUUCGAGAACACCGCUGGAGCGAGCAAGCACCAGGCAGUGGCACUUCGCGUGCAAGGUGAUCGCUCAGCUUUCUUUGACUGCGCCAUGCACGGUUUUCAAGACACGUUAUACGCACACGCCCACCGUCAAUUCUACCGCAACUGCGAAAUCUCCGGAACCGUUGACUUCAUCUUCGGCUACGCCACGACGUUAAUCCAGAGCUCCAAAAUCAUAGUGCGUAAGCCUGAGCCAAACCAACAAAACAUAGUAGUAGCCGAUGGAACGGACCAAAAGAACAUGCCCACAGGGGUAGUGCUUCAGAACUGUGAGAUAUUGCCAGAAGCAGCAUUGGCACCCGAGAAGUUGAAGGUGAGAUCGUACUUGGCGAGGCCAUGGAAGGCAUAUUCAAGGGCAAUUUUCAUGGAAAAUACGAUUGGUGAUUUGAUUCAGCCAGAUGGGUUUCUUCCAUGGCAAGGCACUCAGUUCCUUGACACAUGUUUCUUUGCUGAGUAUGCUAACAACGGAUUGGGUGCCAAUGCGCAAAACAGGGUCAAGUGGGGUCGUGGGGUUCUUAGUAAGACUGAUGCUGCUAAAUACACUGCUGAACAAUGGCUCCAAGCCAGCACAUGGCUCCCCGCCACUGGCAUUCCUUUCGAUCUUGGCUUCACUAAAGCUUGA
Abrus precatorius (Indian licorice) is the source of this 2513-nucleotide messenger RNA. Its product is annotated as pectinesterase-like. The record is from RefSeq and is a predicted model, not a curated record. The transcript is spliced from 2 exons. Gene Ontology annotation, biological process: cell wall modification. The coding region runs from base 822 to 2513 and encodes 563 amino acids. Gene Ontology annotation, molecular function: pectinesterase inhibitor activity; pectinesterase activity. Lineage: Eukaryota; Viridiplantae; Streptophyta; Magnoliopsida; Fabales; Fabaceae.